Messenger RNA from Pseudophryne corroboree (corroboree frog), 11395 nucleotides. RefSeq names its product NMDA receptor synaptonuclear signaling and neuronal migration factor (gene NSMF). The record is from RefSeq and is a predicted model, not a curated record. Gene Ontology annotation, cellular component: cytoplasm; nucleus. The coding region runs from base 278 to 1849 and encodes 523 amino acids. Lineage: Eukaryota; Metazoa; Chordata; Amphibia; Anura; Myobatrachidae. Gene Ontology annotation, biological process: regulation of neuronal synaptic plasticity; positive regulation of neuron migration. The transcript has 16 exons.
CACACUGCUUGCUGCCACCCCCUUCCCCUGCCCUGCCCCUGCUGCUGGGAGUGGGAGGACGGUAGGCACAUCCUCUGCCCAUACAUGGCAGAGCUUCCUGGCCUCCUGCUCUGCUCCCCUCCCUCCUGCAGCAAUCAAUGGGAGAGCAGAGCAGCCUCGGCAGCACACAGUCUGCAGAGCAGUCCCAGCCUGAGCCACCUGCUCCGCUGCCAUAGCGGCUGCCACCCCGCCGGGCUGGUCGGAUGUGGCCCCACAACCCCCUCCCUGAGCACCGAGGAUGGGCACAGCUGUCUCCAAGAAGAAGGCGCUGAGGAAUGACACCAUCUCGCAUGUAGCCGCCAAAGUUCGAGCAGCGAGAGCUUUCGGAGAAUACCUGUCACAGACCCACCCGGACAGCCUGAACGGCUCAGAUCAUCUCCUUGUCCAGGAGGAUUCCCCGGAAAUGCUCCAGGCUUCUCAGAACAAACGGCGUCUCUCAGCCAUCUCGGACAGCAAGUUGGAAAGAAGCUUCUCUGAGGAGCGUGGGGAAAAGUUGCCCAGUGAAGGGCCCAAACCUCACGUGUACACCAUCUCUGGGGAGAGACCGAUGCUGUCUGACCAGGAGAGCGAUAGCAUGGAGCUGGUGGUGAUGAAGACUGGACAGGACGAGAGGCAUCACCACCACCACCACCACCAGCCACUGCAGAACUCAGGCAGCGUUCACAACAUCACCAGGCCCUCUAAAAGCUGGUCGGGCAGCCGACAGAACUCUAAGGAGUGCCCUAAUUGUGCCAAACUCACCGUACCAGCCCAGCACUCGUUUGAUCUAGAGCAGCAUCAAGCCAACGAGUCUGGCUGGCGCAGGAAGAAGCUGGAACGCAUGUACAGUAUCGACAGAGUUUCUGAUGAUGUUCCUGUUCGGACUUGGUUCCCCAAGGAAAACCUUUUCACCUUUCAGACGGCGACCACAACUAUGCAAGCUAUCACGGCCUUCAGAGGCUAUGCCGAGAGGAAGAGACGGAAGCGGGAGAAUGACUCGGCGGCGGUCAUACAGAGGAAUUUCCGCAAACACUUACGGAUGGUUGGCAGCCGACGGAUGAAAGCUCAGACAUUCGCUGACCGCAGAGAAAGAAGCUUCAGCCGGUCCUGGAGCGAUCCCACCCCAGUCAAAGCCGAUUCCAUCCACGACUCCAGAGAAAGCCAUGAUUUGCAGACGUCCUGCACAGCUCUGGAUGAAGAAUGUGAGGAGCUGAACUGGGAGGCUGAGAGAGAAAUGGAAAUCUUGUCCUGUGAAGGGGAAGAUUUUAUUCCACCCAAGAUAAUGCUAAUUUCAUCCAAAGUUCCUAAAGCAGAGUAUAUCCCGACCAUAAUCCGGAGAGACGACCCCUCCAUCAUCCCAAUCCUCUAUGACCAUGAACAUGCAACAUUUGAUGACAUCUUAGAGGAAAUCGAGAAGAAGCUGAAUGUAUAUUGGAAGGGCUGCAAGAUCUGGGAGAUGCUUAUAUUCUGCCAGGGGGGGCCGGGGUACCUCUACCUGUUAAAAAAUAAAGUCGCUACGUUUGCCAAAGUGGAGAAAGAAGAGGACCUCAUCCAGUUCUGGCGGAGGCUGAGCAAGUUAAUGAGCAAGAUUAACCCAGAAUCCAACAUGAUCCACAUUAUGGGGUGCUACGUACUGGGGAACCCCAAUGGAGAGAAGCUUUUCCAGAAUCUGAAGAACCUAAUGAGUCCGUACCGGCUGGAGUUUAAGUCUCCUCUGGAGCUCUCGGCACAAGGAAAGCAAUUGAUCGAAACCUAUUUUGAUUUCCGCUUAUACCGCCUAUGGAAGACCCGCCAACACUCCAAGCUGCUGGAUUACGAUGACAUUUUAUGAGACGACGACGACCACCGAUGUCAGGAGUACUUUUUUUCGUGUCGAUUUUCCAAGGGGCUUAUAAAGAGCCUACUGGUAUCUUCCGGUCCUGAGAGCGUAGAACCGGGGAUCGAAGACGUACGGUGAGGAGGCGGAGUCCACUGGCGAUUCCGCCAUAGUGGUUUACCUUGGGACGUAGUUGGCGCAAAGGCUGGAGAAGUCUGAGCCAGAAGAUAGAGUGUAGAGUAUAGAGAAGAAGAAGAAGAAGUCUUCAUACUGAGCGUUACCAAUUCAGGGCAAAAACAAUAAAAAAAAAACUCAACCAACGAAUCGCUGGGUCCUAAAGGUCCCACCUUGACUCAAGCUCAGGUUACGAAAAACAAUAUUAACAAUCCAUGCACUAUAGAUCAAAGGACCCCAAUUAGCCUUCUAAACCACAGUGAACUUAUUGUAGCAAAUCCAGGUGACUUUUUUUUUCUAUUUCGCGUGGAGGACGAAGGACAACGAGGACGCAAAGACUGAACGCUUGGGACGGGGCGUAGCCCGUUGUACAAGUAGUAACACUGGAGGUAUUAUACGGAGAUAUAUCUACAUAUCCUAUUAUGGGGGUAACAGGUAUUUUAUGUGGGGUAAUUUAGGAUUUAAGUGCAAUUUGUUUUUUUUUUUUAAAGAGCAACUAGCAUAUUUAAUUGUUGGAAGUGCACGGGGUCUUCAGCCAUCCCGCAGCACAGUGUGUGUGUCGUGUGGACUUUGCUGGGCACAGUAGUACAUCUUUUAUAGACAUUUAGAUAACCAGCAGAUAUGUGUUGUGUCCUUUCCACUUCACGGCUGAACGUGCGUGGUGUUACAGGAGGCUGUGCGAGUAGCGUCACACGCACCCUGACGGUUCCGUUACUUUAUAGGUGGCCAGGUUUGUCACUAGGAGCACACUUACUACCUUGUUGCAAUAUAUUGAUAUUAUCGUUAGUAGGCUUCAAUAGAAAUAGAUGUACAGUAUACAAAAUUGUAUUUAAUAUAUAUUUACUAUAGACUUUUGAAUAUAAUGAUGACCAGCCACAGCGGUGGCGUUUUCCUUCUCGUCUGAUUUUCGCUGUCCUCUCGUUGGGAGUUCAGGUCCAAUAGAGGUUUUUUGGCAGCAUCGUUGUAAGGGGGGAGCCUGUAGUCUGCAGUAUGAGGUGCCUGGCCUCGUACCUUGUACUCGGCCACACAGCUGCAAUAAAGGAUAUCCUGGGGCUGUCAAUCAUAUAAUAAUGCUCAUCUUUCUGGGCAGGUGAAAUAAGUUAUUAUCCUAUAGACUGCUGCCUUUUCUACGUCACGCUUUAUAUUGUCUCAUCACAAACUUCAAUCAUUUUGGUGUUUUGGACCCAGGUUUUUAGCUUGAUUUUGGGUCCGAAAUAAAUUUGUAAUCAUCAUUUCAUCUCAGAGUUCACGAGGCAUAUCCGUUUGUUGUAUGCUAAACGGCAAGUUACAUUAUGGACGUAGGGGGGUAUUCAAUUAAGUGCCGUGUUUUUUUCCACUGGUUGAAAAAAUGGCACUAAUUCCACACAGGGUAUUCAAUUGAUUUUUAAUCCGUUUUUACCCAUGCCCUUUAAAAAAAAAAUUUUUUUUGCAGUUGAAUCGGCAUGGGCAUAAAUGCCCGCGAAUUCAACAAAACACGUGUAUCAGCGGCGAAUUCGCCAAUACACGUGUUUUUUUGCCAGUGCCGGAUUUUUCGACCAGUUGAAAAAAACGUUACGGCCAUUGACUUGGUCGAAUGUAAAUUCGACCUUAAAACGGGUGAAAAGUGUCAUUUUUUUCGACUGGUCGCUAAAGCUGCACUAAUUGAAUACCCCCCAUAGUGUGUGUACAGAUGUCAGGAAUUAAAUCUACCUUUAUAAGCCCGAUUUUAGUAACUUGUACUAAUCUUACCGCAGAUCAUGUCUGAUUGACUCCUAUUUAUCACAUUAUUGCUAUGUUCUCCAUGUUAAUACAUAUAUUUUACUUAGUACCUUAAGCAGCAUGCAGAGCUAAUCUAAAAUCUAUAAAUAUAUGAUGCAAUACUGAGUUGCGAUGUCAGCAUACGGCUUGUAUGUGGUCACAGAACAUCCAGGUGACCUAUAUCAUUUACAGCAGGGAGUGCGUUAAGUCCAUAAUUAGCUAAUUCAUUAGUAAUUAUUGAAUUGCGUUACUUAUUACAUUAUGCGCUAAAGAGGAACUUUUGUUCACUACCCUGAAUUGAAAGUUAAUGAUGAACCUUAUAAAAAAAUUAGCUAAACCCAUUACAGCACCCAGUAUCUUGUCACCUCCAUUAGAGGGCGCUGUUAUAUACAUGGAAAUAAUAUAUUCAGCACUCCCGGUCACCACCACUGGGGGGAGCCAGAAUAUAAAUCUUGCAUUUAAUUAGAUUUGUACAUGCAAGGUUUAUAUUCUAUGGCGAGAUAAAAUUAUCCGUAGCUCCUUACAGCAAGAAUAACACAUUGUGAGGGAGCAGCAACGUCAAACAUAAUACAGUUAUAAAGUGGUCCCUGUACUGAAGAGCUGACAAUCUAAUUUAUUUCAUGUGCCAAUCUGGUUUCUGUAUUCUAAAGAAAAAAAGGGGGUUAAUCGGUUUCCUACCUUCCAGCCUCUCUCCUCUCACAGGGUGAUUGUAAUAGGUCUCUGCUUUUCCUGCUUAUUUUUGCGUGCAAUAACCCCCGGCUGAAUUUGCCUUUUACUCUUGUUAAUUCAUUCAGCUCCUAUAAUUAUAGGCAGGAAAAGCAGAGGAUAUAUUAUUAUGCUAUUGUGGCAGGAAAAUAUAUGUAUUAUGUGCCUGCCUGUAGAUACAUUUAAAAAUUGAAUAUUAACCGGGGUGUAUGUAUCCGUUCCCCAUUCUUAAAUAUUGGGGUUUGGCAAGGUACGUGGCACUAUUUAAGCUGCGUGUCUGCGAUGUAUUUGGGCGUAACAGUUGGUAAGAUGAUAGAUCAGAUGUGCAGAAAAUAUUGUACAUUUAUAUUUUGCAUAGGGUCGCCCCUCGGACUACUUACAGUGUAUAGAAGCGUUUCUGCAAUAUGGGACAUGUGUUAUAUAGGGAAGGGGCAGCUUACUCACUAAGAUGUCUCACCACGAUUCUGUGGCAUAGAUUCAUAAUCUCAGAGCCUUCCCUGACCAAUUUGGUGCCCUAGGCAAGAUUUUAGCUGGUGCAACCAACUCAUGUGUAUAUGCCGCAAAUUUAUAGCCGUGUGCCCGUUGGCGGUGACGUCACGUUUCCGGGAAAGGUCUCGUGGCCUGCUGACAUGGUGGAGAGACUCAGGGAAGAACCACCAGCAGACGUGACCUCUCCCAGCAACUCUGCCUUUGUUGCGAUAAUGCUGAAACAAUAACGUUCUUUAGCCCUGCUGCUGAGAGGACACGUCUGCUGGUGAUUCCUUCUCUGCUGGAUGACAUGGGGUGGGCUGCUGUACCUGCCCAAACUUCUAGACUAAUUGUGAUACACAAACGAACGGACCCAAUUAUAUGAAGCGAAAAGUUACAGUAUUCGCAGGAACUACAGAUUUUACCCUGAUGCUGAAAUUAAUGUGGGCAGAAAAUAUUUCCCAUAAUCUACAAGGGAUGAAGUGCAGGUUAAUCAAAAUAGUUGCUUCAAGCAAAGCCCGUUAUAUUAAUCCCCAAUGGAAGACGUUUCCAUAACAAGACACCAGGGAUCGUGUAAUACAAAUGUUAUUUGUCCAGAAACGCGUUUCAUACAUUGUGUUGCCGCUUUCAUAAGAGCUGGUUCUAAUUCCCUCAUGGUCUGACAACAUUCCAAUGCUGUGAUUGCUGGAUGACUGAACCGUGACUUACACGCAGACCUCAGUGAGCGGAAAAUGUAUAUAACAGGCCUCCCCUGCCCUAGAGAAAGGCUUACAAAUUGCAACUAAUAACAUAAAUCAACUCAACGCCUUUGCAAAACUAGUUUUCCUGACAAAGGUAGGACCCAGCACUGGAAGAAGUAAUACGUAUCUGCCCCCUACAUGACGCAUUGCACUGUAUGUGCUUUAGUUCUGGUAAAACGCUGUCAGAAUUUCCCGGGUGCACAUUGAUUUAGGGAUCAAUAAAUCACUACGGUGCCAUUAUUUCAUUUUGUAUACAUUUAACCUUACACAAGGUCAGUUGCAGCCUUUAUCUACUUGCAAUCCACGCGGUAUAAAUAUCCAGAGCUAUGUAAUAAGGAAAAGCAAUUCUUCUAUGCCCUGCACCGCCGAUUUUCAUAAAGAAUAUUGCAUGUAACUCUGGGGAGCUUUACUGCUAUUUUAUGGGCCAUUAUGCUGGGUAUUUGUCUGCGUUCUCUGUAGCCAUAAAGGUAGAGAGAUCUUAACCAUUAAAGAACUUUUCUUUCCUUCUGAAGGCGUCGCAAGACAUGAUUGACGUAGUAAUUGUACGUAGGAAUAGCGCAGUAUUCGUUGUCACAUCUUUAUAACAUCACUCAUUUGUUACCGCAUAUGUCCCUAUGGGUGGACGUAAGGGGUCAUUCCGAGUUGAUCGCUAGCUGAAAAUGUUCGCUGCGGUGCGAUUAAGGAAAAAAAUGGCACUACUGCGCAUGCGUAUGCAGCGCAGUGCGCACGCGCGACGUACUUUCACAACGGCCGAUGUAGUUUCACACAGGGUCUAGCGAAGCUUUUCAGUCGCACUGCUGGCCGCAGAGUGAUUGACAGGAAGGGGGCGUUUCUGGGUGUCAACUGACCGUUUUCAGGGAGUGUUCGAAUAAACGCAGGCGUGCCAGGGAAAACGCAGGCGUGGCUGGGCGAACGCAGGGCGUGCUUGUGACGUCAAAUCCAGAACUGAACAGUCUGAAGUCAUCGCAAGCGCUGAGUAGGUCUGAAGCUACUCAGAAACUGCACAAUUUUUUUUUGUAGCCGCUCUGCGAUCCUUUCGUUCGCACUUCUGCUAAGCUAAAAUACACUCCCAGAGGGAGGCGGCUUAGCGUUUGCACGGCUGCUAAAAACAGCUAGCGAGCGAACAACUCGGAAUGACCCCGUAAUCCCUAUUCACAUACGCAAGUCUGACACGGUUAAUGGGCAUUUUCAUGUGGGCAUAGUUUAACGCGGAUAUGUCGAGGUUGUGCGUCGACAGAAUUGGGGGCUGUGCAGUGUCCUGUGUAAGCGUGGGUGCACCUAGUUUCAGACGUAUCUCUUGCACCAGGGACUGAGUCAGGGCAAGUGCUCACUGAUAACGAUGACAGCUGUAUAGCCAAGCUCAGGGGCAGCCCAAAGGCAUAAAUCUGUACCGUUCCGCACAGGAGCCAAUAGCCGCACCGUCCUCUGCACGCAGCUUGCGUUCCCCUGUGCAUCAUCCCCAUUGUUCCUUGCCUACGAUUCAACGCCAUAAAGUACAAUACUAAAAUGUAGGAGACAAUAUUCAUUGUAAUAAAGUAUUUGCCUCCCAUGGGCACCAGUUAAUGUAAUGGGAAUGACUGUGUUGGGUGAAUCAUUGAAUGUACAGUAUAAGCAAAGAAAUGUAUACACAUUACUAGUGUACUGAGCGCUACCGGUUAUAUCAUGUAUAUAUACAUUGUAACAGAGUUUUAACAUAUUUAGGAAAUGAUGUUACACAAAAGAAGCAAACGGCUGUUGAGAGGGAUUUAAAUAAUAUUCUGGAAUAAGAAUGUUUCUAGAAAUAUAUAGUACUAGAUACAUUUCAAUCUCCAGGAAUUCUGUUGUACAGUAGUGAGGGAUAAUGUAUGGAAAUAUUAGUAAAUGAGCAAUUGUAUAGGAUCAUUUUAUAGAAUACAUCGAUUUGCAAACGUGUGCACUCGAUGCCAGUGCGGACUUGCGAUAUUCACAAUUAAUACUGGUCAGUGACCUAGAGGCGCAUGACUGUUAGGGGACAAACAUGAUGUUCAAGACUGCGCCAUAUAGAUAGGGGUUCCGGAUGAUAGGUCAGCAGUCAAUAGGUCACCCCCAUAUGAUUGAUGGGUACAAUAGGUCGACAGUGCUUAAGGUCGUUAGGUUGAAAAACAUAUAGUCGACAGAAGUUUUUUUUUUUUUUUUUUUUUUCAACCCUUUCGUCGUUUACCACGUGGACUACGAUCUGGAAUAGUAACCUUGUCUGAAGCAUGGUGAGCGAAUUGAGCCCGCAACAGUACACGUUUCCACUAAUCUGCCAUUCAUGGGAUUAAACAUACAAAAUGACACACACAAAAAAGUGUGUUGACUUUUUUGUGUCGACCAUUCUGAUAUUGGCUUUGUCAACAUUUUCAACCUGUUGCCCGUUUUCUAGUGUCUGACGUUUUUCAUGUCGCCCUAUUGACCCUGCGUGUUGACCAUAUGGGCUUGACCUAUUGACUGUUGACCUAUUUCUGGCCGACCCCGUUGAUCCAUGGAUACAACAUACAAGAACAGGUCUAAUAUCAAAACUAAAUGUUAUUUAACAAUAUGCAAAUUAAUGUGCCCCAAAAUCUUGUGUGAGGUUUAGUUUGCAGGUCUCGGAGAGGAGAAAAUGGCUACGUCCUUUUUUAUUAUUCUUUUCAUCAUUUCUUGGGAAGAGAUGUAUCAAACCUUGGAGAGAGAUAAAGUGGAUCAGUUGCCCAUAGCAACUAAUCAGCUUCAAGCGAUCAUUUAUGUAGUACAGCCUAUAAAAUAACAUUUAAAGGCUGAUUGGACUUCGCGUUAUCUCUCUCCAAGAUUCGGUACGCCUCCCCAUAUUGCCAGCUAAAUCCGUAUUAUGGGAACGCAGCCUGUUGAUUCGCCAGGAAACAGUGACGUGACUAUAAAACAUGUCUGCAUCCAUUAUUUGACAGUUACACUUUAAACGGGCGAAUAGUUUAGGGAAAUCCCAUUGUAAAAUAAAUACAGCAAUCGUUUUUUUCAGUAUGAAGCAUAGGCCCAGAUUUAAAGCACCAGCCAAUCAGCUCCUAGCUGUCUUUUUUCAAACACAGCCUGUAACAUGGCGGCCAGGAGCUGAUUGGCUGGUACUUUAUCACCCUGCAAAUUAUCACUCUCCAAGGCUUGAUAAAUCUGGGUCAUAAUCAGAAACGGUAGCGAAAAUGUCAUUUUUAAUAAAAUCCAUCGUUAGGAAUACUCGUCAGAAAAACUAGUCAUUGGCUUGCAAUGUAAUAAUUAUAUAUAAAACCUAAAAACCCUACAGAAAACAAAUAGGCAACUGUGCGCAGUUUUGUUUGCAGGGAAGCGCGGACGUGCAUUUAGCACGAACACCAAGGCUGCAGAGUCGCAAAGCAAUGUUGGGAACACAAGCACAAUUGUUUUGCAUGAACAAUAUAAUGAUACAAAGUUGAAUCUGUGAAACGGUGCGACUGUGUUGUGGGAUAUUGGGAGCUUCCGCAAAGUGGCGAUUUCAGCCGACAGUUUUAAGAACUUGGCCACUCUCCGCUUUGAACUCAGAUGAUACAAAACAAGAUCAUGUUUGCAACUCACUGUUGUGUCUGACCAAAGUUUAUUAUUCCAUAAACGCAUUCUGCGAUGACGCAAAGUUGCAUACGCUUUCAGCACAGCGACACAGAAUCAGUGCCUUUUUUCUAUACUUUCAAUGACUUUAUCAAUGCUACCUGUUUCAUUUUAGCACUAAUCGAAAUUAAAAUAUAAUCAGGAGUGCUACAAUACUUAGCCCUGCAUUUCUCUCCAUUACCACUAGAAGGCGCUCUUAGUACAGAGAACUCUGGUUACUACAACAGUGAUUAAUGGCCCUCAUUCCGAGUUGUUCGCUCGCUAGCUGCUUUUAGCAGCAUUGCACACGCUAAGCCGCCGCCCUCUGGGAGUGAAUCUUAGCUUUGCAAAAUUGCGAACGAAAGAUUAGCAAAAUUGCGAAUACAAAUUUCUAAACAGUUUCUGAGUAGCUCGACACUUACUCUGCCACUGCGAUCAGUUCAGUCAGUUUCGUUCCUGGUUUGACGUCACAAACACACCCAGCGUUCGGCCAGACACUCCCCCGUUUCUCCAGCCACUCCUGCGUUUUUCCCAGAAACGGUAGCGUUUUUUCACACACACCCAUAAAACGGCCAGUUUCCGCCCAGAAACACCCACUUCCUGUCAAUCACAUUACGAUCACCAGAACGAAGAAAAAACCUCGUAAUGCCGUGAGUAAAAUACCUAACUUUUGAGUAAAAUAACUAAGCGCAUGCGCUCUGCGAACAUUGCGCAUGCGCAGUAAGCGACUAAUCGCAAUAUAGAGAAAAUCGGCAACGAGCGAACAACUCGGAAUGAGGGCCAAUGUUGUUUUAGUUGCUAUAAUGCUCCGUUCUUUAAUUAUAGUGUCUAGAAACUCGGCAACACACUGUAAUUUCAAUAGAGACUAUAGGCCUAAUUCAUAUCUGUAAGUAAAGCAAAAAAGCAAGUAACUUUGUGUCUGGUAAAAAAAAAAACAUGUUGCCAUACAAGGGGAGGAAAUACAUGGAUAUUGGGGGUCAUUCCGAGUUGAUCGCUCGCUAGCAGUUUUUAGCAGCUGUGCAAACGCCUUGUCGCCACCCACCGGGGAGUGUAUUUUCGCUUUGCGGAAGUGCGAACGCGUGUGCAGCAGAGCGUCUGCAAAAUCUUUUUGUGCAAAACAAGACCAGCCCUGUAGUUACUCUUCGUGUGCAUUGAUUCUAACGACGGAGGGACGGCUUUUGACGUCACACACCCACCCAGCGAACGCCCAGCCACGCCUACGUUUUUUCAGCCACGCCUGCGUUUUGCCAAAAACUCCCUGAAAACGGUCAGUUGCCACCCAGAAACGCACACUUCAUGUCAAUCUUCCUGCGUUUGGCCGUGCGACAGGAAUCUUCGUUACACUCUGUGCAAACCCACGAUGCUCAUUGUACCUGUACGACGCGCCUGCGCAUUGCGGUGCAUGCGAACAACAGCAGCUAGCGAUCAACUCAGAAUGACCCCCAUUGUUUCUGUGCAGGGUAAAUACUGGCUGCUUUUCCAUGUAGCCUACAAAUGUGAGACAGCUACACUGCAAUUUAGAUUUCAGGUUGAACACACCCCACCCAAAUUUCUCUGCACAUGUUACAUCUGCCCCACCUGCAGUGAUACAUGGUUUUGCACGGGUUUUUGCUUUACUUACAAACAGGAAUCAGGCCCUAUGUACAUUGGGGAUCUGAUGGGGGUUUGAUUAUAGUGGUGAGGUUUGAUUGAUUGCUUUAUCCACACCUGUCAUGGACGAAUGCAUCAAUUUCUGAUCUUUUGUAAUUGGCUUAUAGAAAAAAAUGACCUAUCGAUAAAAAAUGCCAAGGAGAGUUACUGAUUUGUUAAUGGUGAGCGUUUAAUCCUAUUUUUUUUUCUUGUGUCAAUAAUACUAUUAGGUAUAUACUGUUCACUGGCACAUUAUGGAUGAUGGACUAGCGACAAGUCUUGGUAUAAUCACCCACAUUAUACUGCGCCACCUGCCGCCACAGAGCAUAUACAGUACGUGAUAGCUGUGCUUACUUCUGAUAUACAUAGCAUAAUCCUGUAUGAUCACACUUCUGUAGGUCUAUAAUGAGACGAGCUCCGAUUUUCUGUAGAAUGUGACAAGCCUUUUAAAAUUUGUAUUUUUUAACCUUUCCAAAGUGCAAAAUAGCCAUGUGGUUUUAUUGACGGCAGUGCGGUGAUGUGUAAUUCCCACUGUCAUUUCUUAAUAAAAAAAAAUACAUCA